Schizophyllum commune H4-8 is the source of this 3284-nucleotide messenger RNA. RefSeq lists its product as uncharacterized. Gene Ontology annotation, biological process: Okazaki fragment processing involved in mitotic DNA replication; DNA repair; DNA recombination. Gene Ontology annotation, molecular function: DNA ligase (ATP) activity; ATP binding; DNA binding. The coding region runs from base 79 to 3207 and encodes 1042 amino acids. NCBI's taxonomy places the organism in Eukaryota, Fungi, Basidiomycota, Agaricomycetes, Agaricales, Schizophyllaceae. Gene Ontology annotation, cellular component: mitochondrion; nucleus. The transcript is spliced from 9 exons. The record is from RefSeq and is a predicted model, not a curated record.
UGUCACCAAAGCUGCGCGAUUUUGCUCCAUGAAGAAUACUGUUGAACGCCACAUUAUCCUAAUUUAUUGUCCGCCCUAAUGUCGCAAAUCGAAGGGGCAAUUCCCUUCUCAUUCUUCACCUCGCUCAUAACAGCGAUAUCCGCAAUCAAGCACUUUCAGGCAGGGUAUAAGGGAACUAUACCCUAUUAUGCUUUGGACAAGUUCAGGGCCUGGCGGCAAUACUUCCUCGCUCAGUUCCCCGCUCCUCCCACGCACACAACGCGCAUUGUCUUCUGCUUGCUAUUCCCCGAACUGGACACCUAUCGGAAGUAUCAUCUCAAAGAAGCGAAACUUGCGCAAGCGGUAGCGCAGGCUAUCCCAUUGUCACGUACUUCUCUUGACGAAUGGAAGGACACUGGGUCUUCCGGUUGCCUGGGGCGUGAAAUUAGCAAGGCCCUUGAACAGAAGAGCACGAAUUUGGACGAAGCCAGCCAUUUGAGCGUUCACGACAUCGACGAUCUUCUCGACGAACUGGCUUCGCUGUCUCCCAAUUCUGAUGCCUCGAUACACACGAACUACCCACGCGAUCUGCGCCGCACACGUCAAGAGAUUCUCGGCGCAAUAUUGCGCCGCCUCAAUCCUUUGGAUGCGGGAAUCCUUGCCCAGAUUAUCCUCAAGGAUCUUGUCCCCCUCUUGUAUCCAGUUCGUUCAUCUGGAUACGGUGCAGAACUAUGUGACUACAACACCAAGAGUGUCAAACGCUUGCGGGUUGAGGGUGCCAUGGACGUUUGGGAUCCCAGUGGUCGUCUGCGUCGACUCUACUGCACCCACUCCGACUUACGGUACGCGACGGAGGCAUUCGAACGCGGCGAAGAGGAAUACAGGCCUCAGGUUGGCACGAGGAUCAAAAUACCGAAAUCGCUGAAGCUUCAGGGUAUCAAGAACGCGUUCAACACAUUCUCCAUCAGGUCAAGCCGUGUUUGGGUAGAGACAAAAUACGACGGCGAGCGUGCACAAAUCCAUGUACAGGUCGAGGCAGACGGUACUUCAACUAUCACCAUCUUCAGCAAGAGCGGUCGAAACUCGACUUUCGAUCGCGUAGCCGUGCACUGGAUCGUUCGCCAAGCGCUUGGCUUGCGCGACCCGGAAACAGGAUAUCCUGGCCGCGACAACUGUAAGGUUAAGAAGAACGUCGUCCUCGACGCGGAGAUGGUUGCAUGGGAUACAGAUCACAUCGACGAAUUCUGGCGCAUCCGUUCCCUCGUCGAACGCACCGCGACUGGCGCAAGACGUCGCUGGCGUCCGUCUGGCGCGAAGAAACCCAAAGCGGACCAAUCACUGCAUGACGGCUUUUCGCAGUCAUCCCUCAUCUCCGACUGCGACGAGGACAUGACUGACGACACUCACUUGGCCCUCGUUUUCUUCGACAUCAUGGUUCUUAACGACGCGUCUCUACUCGGGAAGCCAUACUCAUAUCGUCGCUCCUUGGUGGAGUCAGUCGUCGAGCUUAUCCCCAGUUACUGCCUGUUUUCCGAAAGAUACCCUGUCGACCUUCCCCGAGUGCCUUUGGCAUAUUCACAAGAGGAUAGCGACUCGGACGACGACCACACGCCGGAGGACAGGCGUUCCAUCCCCAUGAAUAUUACCGCACAGCGCUCGCUCGAGCGACUGUACCAGAUUUUCGCGCGACAUCUUGUUGACCGGCGCGAAGGCAUCAUGAUCAAGGCGGACGAAUCGCGCUAUGACGAUUGGUCGUCGCAGUGGGCCAAGCUCAAGCGCGAUUAUAUCCCCGGCUAUGGUGACACGCUCGACCUCGUCCUUGUCGGCGCUGUAUGGGAUGCUGAACGAGCGCGAGAGCUAGGCGUCAGUCCAGCGGUGUACACCACAUUCUAUAUUGGCGCCCUUACCAAUGCAGAAGCACUGAAGAAAGACCCCUCCAUGAAACCCCACUACCACGUCUACUUUGUGUCGUCCUAUGGCCUGACACGGCGCCAAAUCGAGGACCUGAAUUCGCGCAUCAAAGCCAAGCCGACCGUCCUGUUCUCGGACUUGACCAUGCCCAAGCCUCGGCACGUUCCUAUCAGCCAUCCCGAGCUGGAGUAUACUUUUCGGCUAUUUGAUGGUCUCGCGAAGCCGCAUUUGGUGUUUUGCGAACCGAUGCUGGCGGAGGUGUUCGGCGCUGGCUUUGAUGUUGCACGAGGAAGCAAGUACUACGAACUUCGAUUUCCUCGCAUCUCCAAGAUCUACAAUGUCGAGGAUCGACCACAUACUGCCUGCACGACGCUCGACGAGCUUACCGACCUUGCCUAUGCUGUCGUUGGUCGGCAAAGCACGAAGGACGAGAUUGACGAACUAUGGCACCGCAUGAACGACGAAUCCGACGUUGCCGGGAAUGGCAAGCGCAAGCGAGGCCCCACCGAGGACGAGUGGGUCGAGCUGCUGAGAGCAGCGGACGAGGGUCGACUCAAGCCUGAGCAGAGGAAGAAGCGCGUCAAGGGAUACUUCACCAAGAAGCCGUCUGCAGGGAAGGCUGCACCGACGCCCUUGCUCGCUGUCAACGGGAAGCGAGGCGCGUCGUCGAUGGCCAAAGUCGCAGGACCAUCGCGUUCGGGCAUCUUUUCGUCUCGUCGGCCUGCGUCGACGCCUCCAUCUAUCCGAACAUCUUUCCCGGAUGCAUCAAUUCGCGGAACCGUUGCGCUGCCCACACCCUUGACGAGCCCGAUCUGUCAUGCGCCGGAAUUUAUCGACUUGUGCUCGCCGCCUUCGAGCCCUGUUCAGAUCGUGUCUUCCCCUCCGCCAGACACGCAAGUCACGCCUUUUCUCAAUUUCAUUCAACACGCCGGCGCCAUUUACUAUGAUCUGUCUCGAGAUCGUUGCGAGCCCUCUGCACGAUACAGAGACAUCCUUAACGAUAUCCUCAAGCGCUCCUCAACGCACGUCUCCCCGGACCUUCAAGACUUCUUGAAGCGCUGUGGAUGGAUGCCCGAUUCUAUCCAACCUUCGGACGCUCAACGCGUUUAUGGCGUUGUUCUUAGCGAUGUCCGAGGAGGUGCAGAGCGUGAGUCCAAGGAUGGAUGGCUCAAGGUCCUGCACCAACUUCGCUUUGCACGCAGUUCUCUCAACGAGAAGAGCCUCGCACCAGGACGUGCGAGGUUGUGGAUCUUCGACAUGGACAUGCUGUUGUACGCGGGCCAGGACUUCCUGUGCAGGCAUCUGGCGGAAUUGUGAUACCGGUCAGUUAGGGCAUCUAUCGCGUACCUAUGAUAAUGUUCUACCUGUUGUUCGUCCUUGCAAUUAUAGUGCCC